AAUAGUGCAAUGCGCUAUAAUGCCGUCUCACCAUGGGAAUCACUUUUAUCCCGCAUUUUUCGAGGUCCUCAGCGAUCCAGAUGGGACAUGUGGGACUUAUGCAUGGGGGGCCGGCAUGCUUGCCUUCCUCCAACAUCAUUUGGAGAAGUUAUUUGUGGAGAAUACUUCCGAGAAAACAGAUAUAUUGUGGUUGGCUAAUACUGUGUUUCUUCUUCGUACGAAUCCCGAAGUUGUGGGAUUCUAUAGGCCUCACAUCUGUGAGGGAAGAGAUGGAGGCGGGGCAAUUAGCUCAACACCCAUUCCCAAUGAGGUGGAUACUGGAGAAGCUGGCAGUCUCCACCCUUGGAAAAGAUCAACGGGGGGGUUACCUCAAGAAGAUGGACCCUGUUUUCAAAAAUCUUGAAGAUCAGGAAGUUAUGGACUUUAUCAAAGAAGAAAGUAUGAUUAGCUGCUCAAAAUUAUCUGUGUCUUCUCCUUUUGCUGUGCCACGAAAAGCAUGUACUAAGCCUUUUCACUGCAAAAGACGCCUGGAUUUUGAUGACACAUCUUUUCUCGGAAAAAGAAGCCGAGUUGGUGAUGAAAUGGGGUUUUCUGAAAGUACACAGCAGGAUUCAAAUCUUAAUGCAAGAAUUACUGUCCCUAUUGAUGACUUGGGGAAACAAAAGGAAGAAAUCCCUGAACCACCUCUUGAGAUUGGGUACUUAAAGAAUAAGGAGCAAGAUGAACCAGAGAUACUCCAUAAAUGUUUAACGUUGUUGCAGCCAAAUGUUGGCUCAGCUAGUGAGUAUGUCUCAAGUGAUGACGGAGAAGAAAUAAUGGUGUCUGAGAAAGAAAACAGGAAAGACGCUUUUGUGGUGGGACCACCAACCCCCUCUCCAACAAGGAGAAAGCGUGCGAAGCCUACCAUGAAAAUUCAGAAAAAUAAAAUGGAAGAAGUCUCAGAAUUGUUUGCUCAUUCGCAUUAUUUAACUCGUUCAAUUAUGGAGCAAGUGUUGAUAGCUAUUGAAAAAGAUAAAGAUAAAAUGGUAAGUCGUACACGAAUAGGCCGUGUGCUGAAGUUGCAUAACAAAAGAGUCUCCCCAAACUCGAAAAACCAGCUAUCAUUGAAAAAAACAAAGGAUGCAAAUAAAGUAUGGCAAGCUUUGAUGAAGAAAGCUAUCGCUGAGAGUUGUGACACAGUCUUUGAAAAAGACGGGACCGUCUCAGUGGAAGAUAAUUCAUUAAUCUUCCACAGAAAGGUGAAAUCAUUCAUAUCCAAAGUGGGUACCAUUCAGGGUAAAAGAGAUUAUUCUCCAUGGAAAGGCUCAGUGUUGGACUCAGUUAUUGGUGCUUUAUUGACUCAAAGGGUGGGCGACAACUUUUCAAGUUCUGCUUUUAUGGAACUUGGCGUGAUCUUUUCCCAGGACCGUGAUUGCGUUGCUUAUGGCCGGCAUCAUCAAAUGUUGAGAGAUCAAAGAAUUAAAGGUGGUCGUGUUUGCCAUAAUAAUCAGGAUAAAAAGGGAACAGAAUGAAAUUGAGUGCUGACAAUAAGGAAAGUUUGGAUGAGAAGAAAGUGAAAAACUCGAUAAAAGGAAAAGUUUCAGGGAAGAGGAUGCAAUAUGGCAGUGUGGAUAUAGAACGAACCAUUA
Molecule: messenger RNA, 1628 nt
Organism: Chenopodium quinoa (quinoa)
Lineage: Eukaryota; Viridiplantae; Streptophyta; Magnoliopsida; Caryophyllales; Amaranthaceae
Exons: 6
Coding region: 33-1511 (492 amino acids)
Molecular function (GO): DNA demethylase activity; DNA N-glycosylase activity
Source: RefSeq, a predicted model, not a curated record